AUGCAACUCAAAGGCUGCCGUUUGAUAUGGCUUGCGUUUUUAUGCUGUUCAUUCGUUAGCUGGACUUUGGGAUCUGCACUACCUCCCGUCAGGAGGCAGGAUUCUCCCGCAGCACCGACCGCCAUCAACCCACCCUCAAGCACAACCAGCUCUCGUGCCAGCCUGACAACUAUACCCCCAACUGGUGCGACGAGCUCAUUGAAUGCGUCUUCAGCCACGGCAAGCAUUACCGCCACUGAUGGUAUCUACAACAUUACGAUCCCGCAGGGUGAACUGCCUCUUGACCCGAUAAUCACACCAGCAUGGGGUGUUGCCGGCGUAAUACUCUUGGGGACAGGGGCUGUGUAUGCUCUUAUCGGAAUUAAGAUUAGGGGCUUGCACACCUUCUUCUCCACUGCCUUCCUCUCAGCUCUGGGCACGUGUGUGCUGAUAGUAUACGUCAUGGUGCCACCCAUAUCCGAUGGAAUUCAGGGGGCCUACCUGGUAGCCGUUGUCCUGACCGGUGUCGCCCUCGGAGGUCUCGCCAUGGUGUUCAAAGAGAUCACAGAAGGCUUGGGCUGUCUCUUGGGCGGCGUUUGUCUCAGCAUGUGGCUGCUGACGCUCAAAGAUGGCGGUCUUUUGACCGGCAUGGGAAUUAAAGGCGGCUUCGUGGCCGCUGUCGCGCUGGGUACUUUUGCAUUCUACUUCAGUCACCACACUAGGCACUAUGCACUCAUCGCCAGCACGUCAUUUUCGGGCGCGACCGCCGUUGUUCUGGGAAUAGAUUCGUUCAGCAGAGCGGGGCUGAAGGAAUUUUGGGCUUACAUCUGGGCGCUCAACGAUCGCCUGUUCCCCCUGGGCACAGUCACAUAUCCGCUCACACGGGGCAUUCGGGUUGAGAUUGCAAUCACAAUCGUCGUCUUCCUCGCCGGGAUUGUGUCGCAACUCAAGCUCUGGCUCAUCAUCAAGCAACAUCGUGAGAAGCAGGAAGCCGAGAGGCUCGAAGCGCGUCGCAACUUGGAUGAAGAAGAGGCGCGAGUGGGGAGGCAGAUUGAGGAGGCCGCCGCAGCUGACCGGCGGGACUGGGAGGCGAUUCAUGGUGAUGUUCGAUAUCGAGAGGGAAAGACAGACUCUCCCACCAACUCAGCCAGCGGAUCGAUUAGAAAUGAAAAGGGAGUCGCAACGGUCAACCAGGUGGAUUCUACUGCCCGGUCGACGACUGUGGAGUCUACGGAGCUGGUUGAGAUUCACGGAGAAGACGAAAAGGGCUCUGCAAACCAUCUUCAGAAUGAUCCCAUGUCCAAGUCCAAUCUCACACUGGUGCACCACGAAGAAGUUGCGAAUCCAGAACCAGUGGUUGUGCCGCUCCCUUUCAACCCUCCAUUGCCCAAGGAAGGAGAAACCGGACAUGGUGAUGAUGAUGAUGAUGAUGAUGAUGAUGCAUCAUCUGUAGCAGCAUAUGCUGGGGAUGAGGAUGAGCAAGCAGACGAUGGCGGCAUCAACAACCGGACGACAUCCAGGGGAAUGCCGCAUAUCCCCAAGGGGUCCAGACGAGGAUCCCUUACCGAUACGAUGGAGCACGGUCAGAGCAGAGAGAUUCUGCUGACAAAGUCAGUCAUACAUGACGACCAAAGAAGCUCCAUCGAGGUCACCUUUGAUGACAUGAGCACAGGCGAGAUAGAAGACAGACCCACGGAAGACAAAGACGUGGAAAAGAUUGAAGCCACCGCAAGCCUGGUUAGGAAGCCGUCCAGCACUGACGUGGCCUCAGUGUUGGAGCUCGCAACGGUUGCUACUGCAGAGCUCGCAGUUACUGCUCCUUCUGAGACUGGAAAGCAUUCGACAUUGGUCGAUGCUGCGACGACGAGCAUCCCGGAUGAUGUCGACACGGCGCGAGCCAGACAAGAUGGCGAAAGCGAGAAAGGCCGUCUGCCUGAGUCUGCAGACGAGGCUGGAACGGAAAACGCUGGAGAACUUGAUGAGCCAAUCAAGUCUCCUAAAGCUCCAAAGAGGGCAGUUCUGGCAGACGAGCUGCCCCCGGCAAUGUCCAGAGUUGCCAUGUCACAUCGUACAAAUGAAUGGGCAAAGCACUUGAGUCUGGCAGAAACCCCAGCGCCCGAGGUACUGAAGUUUGAGGAUUUCGAUACGAGCGAGGCUGCCGAGCUGAAGCCUGAGGUGGAAGAGCAGCCUGCACCUGUCAACACCGAGGAGCUUCAACAGACGGCAAACAACGCAGCCCUCCCGUUGGCUAUCAGCAGGCCGUCCAGUACAUUGUCCUUCUACCAGCCUCAAACGCCGCAAGCACUGACUUCAUCACAAUCUCGGUUAUCUUGGCACCCAGAUACCCAGUUCAAAGACGGCAGUUCGACACCGGCCACCGCUGAUCAGACUUACCAGAGGACACCUUCAACAAGCCGACCGUCAGCUCCCGUCCUUGUCCCAAUACUGAAGGAGUCUCAAAGCGUACGUCCCAUGCCUACAACGACUCCGCCACCAACGUUAGAUGCGAAGAGCUUGCACCGCCAGUCAGCAUCUCCUGGUCCAAGUGUCUCGGUCACGGCACUGAACCGACAAGUGGUACCUGGCGUGGUUCCCUAUGCAAGCCCUCAAACUCUUAUAGGGCAGCGAGACGUCAUAGUCAGGCGGAAGUCUAUCUUUGGCGGCCUUCAAAGUGGUCUGAUGGAAUCCUUGCCAAUCACUCACUCUGCAAACGUCAGCGAAGCUGCCCAUCCGGCGACUUCGAUGCCGUACGCGGCGUCACCUUCGACGUCUCCGUAUUACACUCCUCCGUAUCCUACGUCUCCAGAUGACCUGCCCCUGAGCAGACGUCGUGAGCUCAUGAUGCGACAGCAAAGUCUGCUCAGCUUGUCCGGGAACGAGGUUCUUCCGAACUCACCUUACAUGAUGCCGCAGCGCAGCCAGAGCCGAGCAUCGGUCGGCAACCUUUCCUACCUCAUCGCCGCACCAGGGCCGUCGGUCAGUUCAGACGCCCUCGCAUUCGACUCGCACCAACCGCGCAGGGCAUCCAUGGCCCCAUCGCCCGAGGUGCGCGAAUCGCAGCUCGCAUACUUUCGCAACUCGCUCGCCGCCGAGAUGCGCGCCGGGCCGAUGCACGGAGGCCGCCAGUCGCCAGGCCUGAGGAACGUCGUCGGCGCCGAGGCCGACAAUGCCAACGUCGAGCUGCACCGCGGUAUAAUGCUCAACCAGCGAGACGCCGAGCUUCAGAAGCGUGACAUCGAAAACACACAGCGCUUGAGGGCCGAGUUUGCCCUGGAUGAAAGAAUGAGAAGCAGUGAGAUGCAGGAAGCGCAUCGUAAUGUCUUGAGAAAAAUGCAGGCUUCGGUCAAGGACGCUUAA
This is a messenger RNA of Pyricularia pennisetigena, 3336 nucleotides long. RefSeq lists its product as uncharacterized. The coding region runs from base 1 to 3336 and encodes 1111 amino acids. NCBI's taxonomy places the organism in Eukaryota, Fungi, Ascomycota, Sordariomycetes, Magnaporthales, Pyriculariaceae. The record is from RefSeq and is a predicted model, not a curated record. The transcript has 2 exons.